Messenger RNA from Drosophila sechellia, 1569 nucleotides. It is a transcript of the gene fzr2, whose product is annotated as fizzy-related 2. Gene Ontology annotation, biological process: anaphase-promoting complex-dependent catabolic process; positive regulation of anaphase-promoting complex-dependent catabolic process; positive regulation of ubiquitin protein ligase activity. NCBI's taxonomy places the organism in Eukaryota, Metazoa, Arthropoda, Insecta, Diptera, Drosophilidae. The transcript has a single exon. Gene Ontology annotation, cellular component: anaphase-promoting complex. The record is from RefSeq and is a predicted model, not a curated record. Bases 110 to 1465 code for a protein of 451 amino acids. Gene Ontology annotation, molecular function: ubiquitin ligase activator activity; anaphase-promoting complex binding; protein binding.
UUUCGACGUGGGACUCCACCAACUCUCAAUUUCGGUUAGGUAGAAUGCUAGGCCAAUUCUUUCAAAAACUCUUUGGCAUCACACAACAAACAAAUACUCGAAUUUGGAGAUGUUUCAAUCAGAGUAUCAACAACGAUUGCUUCCGGGCGUCGCCGGGGGCAAAAGGGAGGAUCUCGAUCUGCGCUGCAUUCCCACACGAGCUGGUAACCACUGGAACCGGAACUUUGUCAAUGCUCCGGGAAACUCCAGUGUGUGCGAGAGCUCCGUGUACUCCUGUCUGUUGCGCAACGAGUUCCUGGACGAGAACAUCACUUCCUUGGAGAACUGCGAGGAGAGCGUACAGGUUCAUGGCCAGACGGAUGAUUUUAGGAAUCGGCAUAAUCGUAUCUUUGGUUUUGCCAGCGGCUCUUCGCCGCCAGUACGCACACCAUUCGUCAACAUCAGCGAGAGCAGCCAGCGGCUGCUCAGCAUCUUCAAGAGACCCGUACGCCGACUGCCACGUCGCCCAUACAAGAUACUCGAUGCGCCGGAGCUGCAAGACGACUUCUACCUGAACCUUAUUGACUGGUCGUCGAAAAACACCCUGGCCGUUGGUCUGGGGUGCUCGGUUUAUCUCUGGAGUGCCGUCAGUGGUCAGGUGACGCGUCUAUGCGACUUCAACAAUGAGGAUAACCUGAUUACAGCAGUUAGCUGGCACGGUGAAGGCCGGCAUGUGGCCAUUGGCACCCAGUCCGGGUACGUGACCAUUUGGGAUGCUGAGAGCCAGAAGCAGAUGAGCCGACUGGACGAGCACUCUGCGCGUGUAACGGCUCUAGCUUGGUGCGGCAACCAAUUGGCCAGUGGCUCCCGCGACCGCUCCAUUUUGCAGCGGGAUGUCCGCAAUCCCCCGACGCACAUAACCCGCUGCUUGCGCGGGCACAAGCUAGAGGUGUGUGGCCUACAGUGGUCGCCCAGCAAUCGAUACUUGGCCAGCGGUGGCAGCGACAACCGCCUGUUGGUUUGGACCGACGACCGGCCGGAGCCCAUUUACGCCUUCGACGAGCACAAGGCGGUGGUCAAGGCGCUGGGCUGGUCGCCACAUAAGUCCGGUCUUCUGGCCAGUGGCGGUGGGUCCGCCGAUCGCUGCUUGCGCUUUUGGAACGUGCUCACCGGGAAGCUGGUGAAGUGCAUCAACACCGGCGCCCAGAUCAGCAACCUGGCCUGGGCCAGGGAUUCCCGAGAGCUGGUUACCACCCACGGACACGCGCAGCCACAGGUCAUUGCCUGGCGUUAUCCCUCGCUGAAGCAGGUGGCCAGGCUCUCCGGGCACACGCAGCGGGUACUCCACCUGUCCGUGAGCCCGGACAACGAGUCCAUAGUGACUGGCGGCGCAGAUGAGACUCUUCGCUUCUGGACCGUUUUCACCAAACAGAAAAUAUCCAAAGAGCCAAACUCCGUGCUCCGUUUGUUUAAUGGCAUAAGAUGAGGACAAAAUUGCGACGUAUUCCUUGUGAUACCAUAAAUUAUAUUUGUUAUCAUCUAAAGUCUCAUAUGUCUCUUCAUUUAAGAUCGUCGUUUUCGUCUUCUGCA